Chelonus insularis is the source of this 2289-nucleotide messenger RNA. RefSeq names its product protein glass-like. Bases 653 to 1993 code for a protein of 446 amino acids. The transcript is spliced from 7 exons. Lineage: Eukaryota; Metazoa; Arthropoda; Insecta; Hymenoptera; Braconidae. Gene Ontology annotation, molecular function: DNA-binding transcription factor activity; RNA polymerase II cis-regulatory region sequence-specific DNA binding. Gene Ontology annotation, biological process: regulation of transcription by RNA polymerase II. The record is from RefSeq and is a predicted model, not a curated record. Gene Ontology annotation, cellular component: nucleus.
AGACUAUAGAAAAUAAAAAAUAAAAAAAUUUGUCACUGAUGUGUUUGUGUGAAAGACAAAGAAAGAAGAAGCGUCAUUGGAGAAGCGGGAGACGAUGGAGAGUAGUAGUGGGGUAAUGACUGGACGAUAGGUAGUCAAGUUAAACUUGUCAGUUCGUCAAGGGGUGCGAAAGAGACUCCAAGUGGUGGUACUUAAUUAAAUUCAUCAGCCUAAUAAUAGAUAAUGUUGAUUAAUUUGGAAUUAAUUGGUGAUGUUGUUGAAGAUGUUUGGUGAGAAAUCAAAAAGUGAAGUGGACAUUGGAAGAAUCAAUCUAGGAUAAAGUGAAUAAAUUCAUUAGUUUGUUACUUGAGUGUAAUUUAAUAUUAUCAGUGAGUGCUCCAAUUCAAGAUGUGACUCUUAGGAUAAUUAUGAUCUCUGAAAAAGUCCAGAGGGGAUGGAGAUAUGUAAGAAUGAAAUUUAUUUAAAAGUUAAAAUUACACAACCCUUGGAACAGCGAGAUUUGACGCGGCGUUGCCAGGACGACGCCGAGGGGUUGGACCACGCAGCAUCCGCAUCAGCGGAAGGGAGACUCAGAAAAGCUUGGUACAAGAGAAGGUGGUCGAGGGGUCAAGAGGUGUUUCCGGGGUAAUAAACGGCCCAGAAAUUUAUCGAGAUGGAGUUUCUGCAGAGCCAUCAUUCAGCCAACAGCUCUACAGAGCCUAGUUAUACCCUUAGUGCAGGAUCAGUUGGUAGCAUCGAAGCUAGCAUUCCUAGUCUUUGCUCUACCAAUACCUUAAGUGUCCUUGGUGGUGAAGAAGCUUUAGCUGAAAAUCACCACCAAAAUGAAGACGCGACUGUGGCUGCAAUCGCGCUAGGUAGCUUGCAAGAGCUUCAAACUCCUGGUGACGAUAUCAACGAUCAGACUCAUCAUAUUCAGAAUUCUGGCCAAGCUCAAGUUGUAGGAGAAUUCGGAGCAAGCUUUUGGGUUGACGACAUGGCUGGCUUUCCUCUUCCACCUCUUGACCUGGAUCCAUUGCCUCCAGGACUGUUUAGUCCAUGUUCAGCAACAUAUAACUGGGGCUGCACCAGAUCAGAAUGUGUUCCAAGAACAACAAAUCCAAAUGGAGAAGGUGUAGCCGAUGUCCUUUUGUCUCUAAAACAUGCAGUAGUACAUCCAGGAAGCCCUACUGGAGGAUACUACAAUUCUCCAACAACAAACCAUCAUUAUGCUCAAGACUAUGGACAAAAUUUAGCUCCAACGCCGGUUACACCAAGCCACUACACCAGUGGACCUGCCAUGUCUGUCAAUGUAUCCAUGAACAUGACGAUGAAUAUGAAUAUGCAUCCAGGAUAUGAGCAGAGCUAUGCAUCCGCGUGGGGCGUGGAACCUCUUCUCAGUCCCGCCCCUCAAUACAACCCUGUACCAGAACCACAAACAAGGGUAAAUCAAGCUCCAGCCAAUAGCAUUAUUGGAACACACACCCCUCAUUCUCACCCCCAAGCACGACUACAAUCCUCGAGUGAUCAUGCGCUCUGCAUUUCCACUGAAUCCACUCCAUCUAAUGUUAUUCAAGAAGACAAUGGCAGACCAAACCUGUGCAGAAUCUGUGGUAAAACUUAUGCAAGACCGAGCACUUUAAAGACGCAUUUAAGGACUCAUUCAGGCGAGAAGCCUUUUAGAUGUCAUGCUUGCUCGAAAGCAUUUAGUCAAGCAGCAAAUUUAACUGCUCAUGCAAGAACACACUCCGGAGAAAAGCCAUUUAGAUGUCCAGUUUGUGACAGAAGAUUUUCUCAGAGUAGUUCAGUUACGACGCACAUGAGAACUCACUCUGGAGAACGUCCUUAUCGAUGUCGAUUCUGUAAGAAAGCCUUUUCCGAUAGUUCAACUUUGACAAAACAUUUACGAAUUCACUCUGGAGAGAAACCAUACCAGUGCAAGUUAUGCUUACUCCGUUUUAGUCAGAGUGGUAAUCUCAACAGGCACAUGAGGGUUCAUGGUGGUUCUUUGACGUGACAUUCUAAGGAUUGGUCAAUUAAUAGCAUAACUACAUCUUUAUCACCACCACUUCCACUACAUUUCUGUAGUCGGGUUCCAUUUAUCCGACUUGGAUCGAGUUUACAACGAAAAUUCUAGGUUUAAUUAUUAAACUAUUUACCUUUCAACGAAGAGAAUGAAAUUAAAUUAAUUCUUAAAGUAAAAUUAAUUAUAAAUGAAUAACAAAUGAAAAUAAAACAUCGCUUGUUGAGCCUUUUUCUUCAUCGAUCAGUCGGUGCCAAAAAUACAAAAUUGACAUAAUCAUAAUUUAGUUA